UAGGAACAAGGAAGUUGUCCGCAAUUAGAUAUUUUUAAUCUUCCUUUCAUGUUGAACAAGCCGCAUGAUUAGUGUGAUCGAUCAUUCGAUAUCCACAGAUGGCAGGUCAUUCUUCACCCUUGGCACAAGACCAUGUAGUUUGUGAAUUCUGCAAAGCAAGUAAUGCAGAGUAUCUUUGCAAAACGUGCAACGACAGAGUAUGCGGUAUCUGCGAAAAAGUCCACCACAAUAUUCAUUCUAACACAGAACUAAAAGCAGCGAGACUUGGAAAUGUGCAGGGAUUUUGCAGGCAUCAUUCUGGACAAAGGUACGAGGUUUGUUGUUACGACUGUCGCGUACCAGUGUGUACAGCAUGUAUUAUAGAUUCCCAUAACAAACAUAAAAUGGUGACUAUCUCCGUCUUGUACGAGGAGGACAAGGCUGCCAUUUUAGGUGAUAUAUCGGAAAUGAAGAACAAAAUUUAUCCAGAAGUAGAUUUGGUUAGGCAAGGUAUGAUGUCGGUUUUGGAAACCAUUCCCAGUAAAUGUCUGAUGGUCGCACAAUACCUAAAAACACGGGCUGAAAAGGCGAAGCAACAGAUAGAGCAGAUAUUUGAGGAGGCUACAAGCCAACUGAGAGAAAUGGAGAAGCAGGAUGUACAAACCUUUACAAAACAUAUUGCUCAAAUUGAUGACAUGAUGUCAAACUUAAAUAAAACAACAAGUCUAUAUGAAAGUCAACUUCAAAUGAGGUAUGAAUCUGACUUGAUUUUAUUUAGAAGAGCCAAUCCAGAAAUGUCUAGUCUCAAGGCUAUUCCAGAUACACUCAAGUAUUCACCGCCCUUCUUCAAAGGAGGAAAAUCAGACAAAGCAAAGCUUAGCAAAUUCUUUGGGGAACUUCAAGUGUCAUCAAUAAAACACACUAAAAUUAGAAAAAUAAGACAGAAAUCAAAUCGUUCACAGGCCAGAGUUGCUCUGGUCAGUAGUUUGGGAAACAUUUUGUCCAUCCCAUCGUCUAAAUCUCCAUCCACUGGUCAAGCAUUCUCCAAUCCCCCAAGCAGGAGUACGUCCUUGACAAAAUCAGCGAAGAGUGUGAAGGAUUUCAAAAGGAGUUACAGCGUUCUGACAACAGUUAACUGUGUGUCUCCUCAGAAAGCAUGGAUAAGUGGGCAACAUCCAGACAUCAAACUGAUGGACCUCGAUAGCGGAGAGUGUCAAGGCAUUCCCACGGAGUGCACGACGAGCGGUCCGUCAGGAAUGACCGUCGAUAAAAAUGGGGACAUUAUCUACUCAGAUUUUGAAGAGAAAUCUGUUGCGAAAUUAGUUACAGGAAGCAAAGAUAUGGUCACACUUUUUCAUACCGAUUGGAAUCCUAAGGAUCUAUGCAUUGGAAAUCAGGACGAAAUGUUUGUCUGCCUAGUUGAAAACCACGAAGGAAAAGUUGCGAAAUUCAAUAAAAAUGGUCAGUUAUUGGUACAGUUCGUAUUAGAUGCGGAAGGAAACCGUCUUUUUGAGGAACCAAGUUACAUUUGCACCAACCUUAUUUCUGACAUUUGCAUUUCCGACACGCGGAAACAUGCGAUUAUAGUGUUGGAUACCACCGGAAGAAGAAAAUUCGAGUAUAGGAGAAGCGAUGCUGACGACCGUCACCCGUUUGAUCCUCGUGGUAUUGACACUGAUUCGGAUGGUAACAUCAUAGUGGUGGACUACGGAAACUAUGAAAUAAUUUUAAUCAGUAACAGCGGAGAAUUCCUUGCUUGUUUGUUGGACCGAAAUGACGGACUUUCCCGGCCCUGUGACGUCAGUCUGGAUAAUGAGAACAAGCUCUGGGUAGCGGAAUGUCGCUCGGGGAAAGUAAAAGUGUUCCAGAUCUUCUCUUAAUGCACGAAUGGAAACAUUUUCAAUUCGUGAAUUAUAAUAAGCACUACAAAGGGAGUUGGCUUGAUUAUUAAUAAAAGUAUUUGAACUUC
Molecule: messenger RNA, 1948 nt
Organism: Ostrea edulis (European flat oyster)
Lineage: Eukaryota; Metazoa; Mollusca; Bivalvia; Ostreida; Ostreidae
Exons: 2
Coding region: 99-1859 (586 amino acids)
Biological process (GO): proteasome-mediated ubiquitin-dependent protein catabolic process; negative regulation of translation; protein polyubiquitination
Molecular function (GO): zinc ion binding; translation repressor activity; ubiquitin protein ligase activity
Source: RefSeq, a predicted model, not a curated record